Grosmannia clavigera kw1407 is the source of this 564-nucleotide messenger RNA. RefSeq lists its product as uncharacterized. The record is from RefSeq and is a predicted model, not a curated record. The coding region runs from base 1 to 564 and encodes 187 amino acids. The transcript has 3 exons. NCBI's taxonomy places the organism in Eukaryota, Fungi, Ascomycota, Sordariomycetes, Ophiostomatales, Ophiostomataceae.
AUGGAUAGCCAUGGAACCGGAAUGCCACUCUGGGCGGGAAAAGAUGACAUCAAGGAGUAUCUGAAGUUGGUGAACAGAAAUGGAAAGGCGCUGGAAUACUGCAUGUUUCAACCCGGGCUUUUUCUCAACUAUCUCGCAACUCCUCACCGGACAGCCGAGUACCUGACACAGUUGAACACCUUUGCUGAUCUUGAAAAUCGUCGCGCCAUCGUCAUCGAUGAGCUAGACCCGGUCGUCAGCAUGACGACAGUUCAGGAUAUGGCGGCAGUUCUGGCACGCGCUGUGGACUUUGAAGGCGAGUGGCCCGAAGUCGGAGGCAUCCAAGGAAACAACCUUGCUAUCUCGGAAAUCGUUGACGUUGGCAAACGUUUGCGCGCGUUUCGCCACCAUAGCGUUUCAGAAGAGGAGGCAGAUAAGAUGUUUGAAACGGUCCUUGUGGGCAUACUUCUUGGCUGUGCCAAAGGUGCCUGGGAAGUUUCAGACGAGUGGAACAAAUUGCUGCCAGACUUCAAGUUCACCAAGGUUGUGGAUUUUGUGGCGGACGUAUGGAGCGGAAAGCUAUAA